Messenger RNA from Olea europaea var. sylvestris, 1435 nucleotides. RefSeq names its product ethylene-responsive transcription factor ERF110-like. Gene Ontology annotation, molecular function: DNA binding; DNA-binding transcription factor activity. Gene Ontology annotation, biological process: regulation of DNA-templated transcription; ethylene-activated signaling pathway. The transcript has 2 exons. The record is from RefSeq and is a predicted model, not a curated record. Lineage: Eukaryota; Viridiplantae; Streptophyta; Magnoliopsida; Lamiales; Oleaceae. The coding region runs from base 194 to 1282 and encodes 362 amino acids.
CAAAAAAAAAAAAAGAGAAAAGAAAGUCUUCAAAGAGCUGCUGUUUCCAGAAUUUAUUAUAAAUCUCAUUGCAUUUUAUUUCAGGGGGAAUUAUUCAUGCAAUGUUUAAUCCUUUCCGUUCUGCGAGUUUGAAGAAAACUACGUAGGAAAUCUGAUAAUUAUUUUGAAAAAAAAAAAAUUCUGGGUUUGGUGCAUGUUCUUAUUCAAGGUGGCGAAUCAAGGGGGUAGCGGUGAGUUUGCCAGGUUUCCGGCACCGGAUGAUACAGAAACUACAACAACCACCACUUCAGUCACAUCCACCGUCGCAGCCACUCCUCAUGUUCCGUACUACCAAAUGCAACAACAAGAACGAUCGGAUUAUCUAUUUUCCGGGCUGCAGCUGCCACCGCCGCAUCCGCCGCUAAUUUUUUCCGAGUAUGGUCAGUCCAGAGAGAGGUCAGUGAUGGUGACGGCGUUGUCGCAUGUCAUAUCAGGGCGGAGCUACGGAGGAGACUCUGGAAAUAUUUAUUCAUCUAAUUUUCCUCCAUUUGCUGGCCAUAAGAGAAGACGUGAUGCAGAAGAUAUUCUUCCAGAACAAUUCCACAGUGUUCAUCGAGGCCUCGGAGAAUCAUCUUCUUCUAUCAAAUCUGAGCCGAAUGCAGAAGCUAGUUUCACAACACCUACAGCCACCUCCGCGGCAGAGCAAAUUCCACAAACAGAACUGUUUGUGGGUUCACAUGAAGAAACAGGAGAGACAAGAAGAAGAUACAGAGGAGUGAGACAGAGGCCAUGGGGCAAAUGGGCAGCAGAAAUAAGAGAUCCACAUAAAGCCGCCAGAGUCUGGCUUGGAACCUUCCAGACGCCGGAGGCCGCCGCUAGAGCUUACGAUGAAGCCGCCCUGAGGUUCAGAGGCAAUAGAGCAAAACUCAAUUUCCCUGAAAAUGUGACAAACUUGCCACCAUCCCAUUUCUCACAAUCCACACAAUUGGCCAUUUCUGCCACCCCACAACCACCUAUCGCCGUCAUGCCUCCUUCACUGACGGCGGUGUUUCCUCCAGAAUUCAUGCAAACACAGCCUUUCCAAAUCCCCGAAAACAUUUCCAGGGAUUAUUGGGAAUACUCGCAAUUACUUCAAAGCAGUGGUGAUUUUCCGAUAAAUUUGUCGGAUCAAAUGUUUUAUACUUCUGCAUCAUCUUCUGGUGGACAAUCAGUCAAUUUCCGGCCACAAGAAAAUCAAAAUAACACAAGUUUUCCUGCACCAUCAUGGACCAGUUCUAGCCAAUAUCCUCCAUCCUCUUCUUGAUAUUUAUUUUUAUUUUUCAUUGAUAUUAUCGUGUCCUUUGUACUCGAGUUUAGGUAAUUUAGGUACUUGCCUUUAGUUUGGUAUCCAUACAUUUCAUGUAUGUUAUCCAUCAAUAAAUUUCAUUUGUGCAAUUAUACUUUUAUUUCUAUUUUA